Cicer arietinum (chickpea) is the source of this 1108-nucleotide messenger RNA. RefSeq names its product soluble inorganic pyrophosphatase 1-like. The record is from RefSeq and is a predicted model, not a curated record. Gene Ontology annotation, molecular function: magnesium ion binding; inorganic diphosphate phosphatase activity. Gene Ontology annotation, cellular component: cytoplasm. Lineage: Eukaryota; Viridiplantae; Streptophyta; Magnoliopsida; Fabales; Fabaceae. Gene Ontology annotation, biological process: phosphate-containing compound metabolic process.
GAAAACAAAGAGCAUAACAAUAAUGAAAAAGAAAGAAAAGCAAAGGGGUCCCACUUACACUCACACUCCUCCUCCUACCAUUCCAUUUCACUAACGUAACUCUCAGUCACACACAAAACCUCUAUUCUCUGCUACCUCAAAUCAAAAACCCUAGGUAUUGUUUGCUGAGAAAAAAUCAAGUGAAUAUGGCUACCAAUAGCAAUAACAAUAGCAAUGAAGAAUCCAAAUUAACGAAUCCUGAGUUGCCUCGUGUUGUUACUCUGAAUGAAAGAAUACUUUCUUCUAUGGCUCAUAAGAAUGAUGCUGCUCAUCCCUGGCACGACUUAGAAAUCGGGCCCGGAGCUCCAUCGGUUUUCAAUUGUGUGGUUGAAAUUGGCAAAGGCAGUAAGGUUAAGUAUGAAUUGGACAAGAAAAGUGGACUUAUAAAGGUUGAUCGCAUUCUUUACUCAUCAGUUGUCUACCCGCAUAACUAUGGUUUUAUCCCAAGAACCAUUUGUGAAGAUGAAGAUCCCUUGGAUGUCCUAGUUCUGAUGCAGGAGCCUGUGAUACCUGGUUGUUUCCUUCGUGCCCGUGCUAUUGGAUUGAUGCCCAUGAUUGACCAGGGAGAAAAGGAUGACAAGAUCAUAGCAGUUUGUGCUGAUGACCCCGAGUUCCGCCAUUACAAGGACAUCAAGGAGCUUCCUCCACAUAGGCUUGCUGAAAUUAGAAGAUUCUUUGAGGACUACAAGAAGAAUGAGAACAAAAUAGUGAAUGUUGAAGACUUUCUACCAGCUGAAGCUGCUGUUAUGGCUAUCCAACACUCCAUGGACCUAUAUGCUGCUUAUGUAAUCGGAACCUUAAGGAAGUGACUUGACUUCUUUGGAAACUGAUUAGCAAAUUGGAAUAACAUCAAGUAUAUUUGUAAAUGUCCAUGAAAAUCAUCACUUGGAUUUUGUUAUGUCAUGCUACUGCGCCAUAAUGAUUCGCGUCAACUGAUUGAUGCCUAAAUCUUUUCAUUUGUGUUUCUUCUAUUAACAGUCCUUGUGCUGCACCUCCAAGUUACUUUAGAUAUAUGGUAGUGUAUGGUACAUUCAAAUAGUAAGCACUUUCUUUCUUUCUUUUGCUCUAA